This is a messenger RNA of Branchiostoma belcheri (Belcher's lancelet), 1038 nucleotides long. Its product is annotated as sulfotransferase 1C4-like. NCBI's taxonomy places the organism in Eukaryota, Metazoa, Chordata, Leptocardii, Amphioxiformes, Branchiostomatidae. The coding region runs from base 91 to 915 and encodes 274 amino acids. Gene Ontology annotation, biological process: sulfation. Gene Ontology annotation, cellular component: cytoplasm. Gene Ontology annotation, molecular function: sulfotransferase activity. The record is from RefSeq and is a predicted model, not a curated record. The transcript has 6 exons.
UAUUGGGGGGUGUUUUUGUACAUGUUUUAAACCAAAGGAAUUUAGAGGUUCUUUAUUUCCUACGUUCCACAGCGAAUCAGAAAAGCAGCUAUGACGUACUACAAGGAGAGAGGGAUCAGUUUUCCAGAUACCUUUGUGCCACGUUCCAACCUGGAACACAUGAAAACCUUUGAUAUCAGAGACGACGACAUAAUGAUUAUGAGCUACCCCAAAACAGGUACUUGGUGGAUCUAUCAAGUGGUUAAACAAAUUCUGGCGUCAGAGGGAAUACAAGAUGAGAAGUAUUUAUCCAACUUACCCAACCAUUUAGAGUUCACCGUUCCGGGAAUAGGCGCCCUGGUGGAAUUGUUCAAAACUGCACCGUCUCCUCGGGUGCUAACAACGCACGUACCAGUGGAGUUCCUCCCGUCUGGAUUGCUCGGUUCCAAGGCUAAGAUUAUCGUGAUGAUGAGGAACCCAAAGGACACUGCAGUCUCCACCUUCCACUUCUACCAGAAAGUUCCCGAAAUGAAGACCCCUGAAUCAUGGGAUAGCUUCGUUGAAGAGUUCCUUGCUGGCGACUGUCCAUGGGGGCCUUUCUAUGACCACGUCCUGGGGUUCUGGAAGCUGAAGGACCACCACAACAUCCUCUUCCUUAAGUAUGAAGACAUGAAAAAGGACUUGCCGGCAGAAGUGAGGAAGCUCUCCUCGUUCCUGGGCAGACCGUUGACUGAAGAGGCGGUACAGGCAGUCGCCAGUGCAACUCAGUUCGACUCCAUGAACAAGACUCUCGUAGGACAGAAAAUUGAUCUUCAGACAAGAAAGGGAGUCAUUGGAGAUUGGAAGAACCACUUCAGCGAUGAGCAGAGCCGAGCUUUUGAUGAUCAGUACCGCGACAGGCUGUCCAACACUGGGCUGGAGUUUGAAUUCGAGUAAUUGGAGAAAUCAUUCAUAUACGCAGUAGCUGUCAUAUGAUACUUUGUUUUCAAUAUCAAUUAAGAAAAAAAUUAGGAACGUCCAUAAAUGCUGACUGUCAAAUUGUAAUUUGUCAAUUGAACA